Messenger RNA from Oikopleura dioica, 456 nucleotides. The record is from the annotation of a GenBank genome assembly. Lineage: Eukaryota; Metazoa; Chordata; Appendicularia; Copelata; Oikopleuridae.
AUGGUUCGCUACAAAAAUCGGAGCCUGUUGUUGGAAUUACGCACACCAGGAAAUCAGUACUGUGGAGUUUAUCUGACGCCAAACACAUUGCGCGAGGCGAUUAUUAAAGCACUCAGGAAUGUCCUUGGGAUGAACUCGAGUGCGGUGGAGGGAAAUUUAAGAGUGAAAUACGUCAAUUGCUGGACGAAUUUGGCAGUGGUUACGGUUCGAACGCAAGAGCUCGUCAAUCUAAGAUGUGCUUUGCCGUUUGUGACAGCGCUAGAACAUGGCAGCAAGGGAUCAAGGAGUGUAAUAAUAAAGACGAUCAAAGUGUCCGGGACGAUUCGGGGAUGUCAGAGAGAGAUUAAAAACCUUCAUUCGUUGGCAUUUCUUCGGGCGGGCAACAAUGCCGAGCUUCAGCAGAAGGUCAAAGAUACUGAGAAGGAAAUUGAAGAACGCCUAAAUAUCGACGAUUGA